GGACAAGUGGAAAUCCAUCAGGACCGUAGCGAAAAUAUCAAAGGCGUUAUACAGAAGAUUGGCACACAAUACAGGUGAAGCUUCAAAUCAACAACUAGAUCAGAUAGAACGGUUUUCGUCUGUCGCUUUCGUCGGCAGGGCGCAUGAAUAUCGAAGACUUGAAGCAGAGCAUACCUAUAUAAAACCGGUCGCGUAUAUUGACAUUGAGACUGGGGAAGCAAGGUCCACUAUCGUCUUUGGAACCGAAAUAGAGAAAGAAGUCAUGAAGAAGGCAGCGGAUGCUAUACUGGACCGAAGAGGGCUCUCGUACACUGUUUCCCUCGUUCCAUCUAUACAACAUAUCUAUGAGCUGGAGCGUCAAUUUCGACCUGAUGUCUCUCUGGAUGACACCUUAAAAACCUUUACUGAUGAAGAGCUUGAUGGAGAGGCCAUGCGCUUUGGCACACGUAAGUAUGAAUCGUCAAUGAAUGGAAAUGCUUAUGGUUAA
Molecule: messenger RNA, 487 nt
Organism: Acaulospora colombiana
Lineage: Eukaryota; Fungi; Glomeromycota; Glomeromycetes; Diversisporales; Acaulosporaceae
Source: the annotation of a GenBank genome assembly